Diaporthe citri is the source of this 1995-nucleotide messenger RNA. RefSeq lists its product as uncharacterized. The transcript has 4 exons. Gene Ontology annotation, molecular function: oxidoreductase activity, acting on NAD(P)H. NCBI's taxonomy places the organism in Eukaryota, Fungi, Ascomycota, Sordariomycetes, Diaporthales, Diaporthaceae. The coding region runs from base 1 to 1995 and encodes 664 amino acids. The record is from RefSeq and is a predicted model, not a curated record.
AUGAAGGCCAUUAUAAUCAAAGGCCGUGGAAGUGCCGGCGUCAUUGAUUCUCCACCACCAAAGCUGCGCGACGGUCUCAUACUGGUCAAGACAACUGCUGUGGCUGUGAAUCCCUCUGACUGGAAACAUAUUGAUUUCAUGUGGGUUGGUGAUCCAACUGGCACUCAAUUCUUGGUGGCGAAAGCCUGUUUCGCUAUCAAGAUUCCACAUGACAUGGACGAUACAGAAGCAUGUGCCAUCGGCUCCGGCCUCGCUCCAGUGGCACAAGGCCUCUACCAGGACCUCAAGCUUCCUCUCCCGAUGGACCCGUCUCCACGGCCAAUCCCCAUACUAAUAUACGGGGGAAGCACGGCAUCGGGGAUCAUGGGAAUACAGUUCGCCAAGAUGUCUAACUGCACUGUCAUCACAACAUGCUCCCCCAGGAACUUCACAUACAUGAAGGAGCUCGGCGCCGACUUGUGCGUUGACUACCAGGCAGAGGAUUGCGCCGAGCAGAUCAAAACUUUCACCAAGGGCCGCAUCAAGCUUGCGUGGGACUGCAUUGCCACCAUCAAGUCGGCUCAAAUCUGUGCCGCUUCCAUGUCAAAUCUGGGCGGUCAUUACAGCAGUCUGCUCUUUCUGUCCAGCAGCAUUGUCAGGAGGGUCAAUCCCAAGAUUACGUGUUCCACGGUGGUUGGAUACAGCAUACUGGGCGAGGAAAUCGAGAAGGAGACUGUUGUAGAAGCACGGCCAGAGGACUUUGAGCAUGGGAAGAUGUUUUGGGGGAUUGCAGAGAAGCUGCUGCACGAAAAAAGCUCACCAGCAAAAGUCGACCGCUCCCCAGCUGUUUUAGAGUUGCCGUCUGGGUUGGCGACUGCGGCGUUUGCGGCCACGAGGGAUCGCACAGACGACAUUAUCACCGAUGCCGGUUUCGCCGGAUACUAUGAGAACGUGCAUUCGGUCCAGAUACAGCUAUGCGCCGCUCUCAUCAUCGAGUCUUUCAGCAAGUUGCGGUGCAACCUGGCAAGGGCCAAAGCCGGCGAGAAGCUGAGACCAAUCAAGGCUGUUCCGGCGGUGAAGAAACAGCUCGAAUUCUGCUACUCCAUCCUCGAGGAUGCUGGUCUCAUCACGAGGAACUCAGACCUGUCCUUUUCCCGAACGAAUUCGCCUGUUCCUUUGAAACCAUCCAAAGACAUCCUGGACGAACUCAUACACAAUCAUCCCGGUUUCAGGUCCCUCAACAAACUUGUUGCGCACGCUGGCAAAAACCUUGCAGAGAUAUACGCGGGGCGCACCGAUGCCGUAAGAGCUGUGUUCGGGUCUGUCGAAGGACGCGAGUACCUCGAGGACAUCUACGGACCGUGCCAUCCGAGCUUGGCAUUUCACCUCCUCGUGAAGGACUUCAUCACCCGCCUGCUUGACGGCCUCUGCAGCUCAAACGAGAUCGUGCACGAAUCACAUAAGCAGGGGCUCAAAAUCCUAGAGCUCGGGGCUGGAACAGGAGGGACGACCAAGUACCUCGCACCGCUUCUCCAAAGCCAUCACGAUCGAGUGCCGGUGACGUAUACAUUCACCGACCUUUCCCAGGGCCUGGUUUCGCAGGCGGGACGCAAGUUCCAGCAGUACGACUCUGUCAUGGCAUAUCAAGCGCAAGACAUCGAGAAGCCACCGUCUGCGGAAAUGGUGGGCAGCCAGCAUAUUGUGAUUGCCGUGAAUGCCGUCCACGCGACGGCCGACCUUGUACAGUCCUUGAAAAACCUGCGACAGUUCCUCAGGCCGGAUGGGUUGGCGUUGGUAAUGGAGGUUCAGGAGCGCCUGUGCUGGGCGGAUUUUGUGUUUGGGCUGUUUGAGGGUUGGUGGAAGUUCAAGGACGGGAGGACGCACGCAAUCGUUGAUGCAAAAGCUUGGGAGAAGGCUUUUCACGAUGCUGGAUUUGGUCAUGUCGACUGGACGAGGGGCAGCCUCAGGGACUCUGGGCUCCAACGGGUGUUCAUUGCAACUGCUUCCUCCGAAUAG